This is a messenger RNA of Pelobates cultripes (western spadefoot toad), 237 nucleotides long. Lineage: Eukaryota; Metazoa; Chordata; Amphibia; Anura; Pelobatidae. The record is from the annotation of a GenBank genome assembly.
AUGGACAGUGGAACAUUGGGGCCAUGCUUCAAAGGCCUAUGCAGCCCAUAUCCGCUCCCGAGGAGGACCCUCAUAACACCACCCGAAUUCUGCCAUCUGAGAAACAAGGGCCAGAGAGUCCACCGGACCCAUGUACACCACAACUCCUCACUCCAAGAUCCUUCUCUCCAGUUUCCACAAAAUACUGGGACCAGAACUAGCUCCCAUCAAAAGGUUCUGCAAGCUGCCAAGGAUCAG